This is a messenger RNA of Episyrphus balteatus (marmalade hoverfly), 1980 nucleotides long. Its product is annotated as sodium-dependent proline transporter-like. NCBI's taxonomy places the organism in Eukaryota, Metazoa, Arthropoda, Insecta, Diptera, Syrphidae. Bases 164 to 1930 code for a protein of 588 amino acids. The transcript is spliced from 10 exons. The record is from RefSeq and is a predicted model, not a curated record. Gene Ontology annotation, biological process: sodium ion transmembrane transport. Gene Ontology annotation, cellular component: membrane.
UUUGUAAGUUCUAUGUCAUAUUUUUUUGUGAGUUGAUUUUGCAUCAUCAACCGAGAGAGAGUAAAUCAUCAUUUUGUAUCGUAGUCGUUAGAAUUAUUUUGAUAUUCUCUGUGCUUAGUAUUAAUCAGUGUGUUUUGUUAAAUAUUGGAGUAAAAAUAGAAUUAUGGUCUAUGAAACGUCAUAUGACACGGGUCUAAGACCGUUCAAACAUGAUAAGAAUCGUGGCAAAUGGUCAUCACCGAAGGACUUUUUUUUUGCAUGUCUUGGUCAUGCCUUUAAACCAGAUGCAAUAUUUAUUUAUCCAUGGGUUGUGCUAAGAUAUAAUGGAAUUUAUGCUGUAAUUCCGUACCUAGCUACACUAUGUUUGUGUGUUAUACCGAUCGUAUUCAUGCAGUCAUUCCUAGGACAAUUUUCAAGUACAGGAUUCAUAUCGGUUUUCCGAAUUUCACCACUUUUUAAGGGUAUUGGAUAUGUUUCGUUGAUAGUAAACUUAACAAGCCUAGCUUACUAUGCUGUUUUGGGAGCUAUUCCAUUGUUUUAUUUUAUUCAUACUUUAACACCAACAAUUCCCUGGAGUUGUGAAGGAGCUAUAACUUGGAUGAAACUUGAAGAAAAUGCUUCUUCGAUUUGCGCAUAUGUCAAAGUCAAUUUAACUAAUGCCACAUGUAUAGAUGAUGUUGAAAUACCUUCAGUAGAGUUUUUUAAUUUUGAAUUAGAUACAAUGACCAUGUAUCAUAACAAUCAUCCUAAAGCAAGAUUUUCAUGGGCUUUAAUGAUAUGCACUUUUAUUAUUUGGGCCAUGGUUGCCACCAUACUUAUUAAACCAAUUGAAUGGAUUGGAAAGUUUCUACGUUAUUCGUGUAUAGCAUUUUUGACAACCAUGGGACUGGUUUUGAUACGUUUACUAUUUUUACCAGGAGCAGCAAAAGGCUACCAAGAAAUAGAACCCGUUCAGAGUUAUUUACAAACUUUGUUUUAUGUGCCUUUGCUGGCUUUUACAGCUCUCGGUCCUGGAUGGGGUUCUGUACUAACAAUGGCAAGUUAUAAUAAAUUCAAUACGAAUAUAUUUCGUUAUAGUUGGGUCAUGUGUUUUGGACAAAUGGGAGUUAUGUUCGGGCUGGCAUUAAUGUCACUUUUUAUUACCAGUUUUAUGAUGAAGGAUGCUCCAACUGAAAUAACGUUUAAAUAUAUUCACACACAAUGGAUGGAGUUUUUGACCAUUCCAACUGGUCUAACAUAUAUGGAACUACCUUACAUUUGGUCAUUCUUAUUUUUUGCAAUGAUUACUCUUGGAUGUUUAAAUCUUUUGAUUGUUCAACUACUUUCAGUUCUGACUUCUCUGUUCGAUGAAUUUGAAAUGCUUCGACAUUUAAAAAAGGAAAUAACUAUGGCAACAGUGGGCAUUUUGGCUCUGACUUCCAUUUUGUUUUGUACAAAUUAUGGAAUUACGUCCUUUGAGACACUUUCGCUAUUCUCAAUUAUAAGUCAGAUGGUCCUCAACUUACUUCUCCUGAUUAUUGUGGUUUGGAUUUAUGGACGAGAGCGAUUUCAAAGAGAUGUUUCUUUUAUGACAAAUCAAACUUAUCCCACAUGGAUGAUUAAUGUUGUGAGAUAUGUUGCACCAUUUUUCUUAUUUUUAGCUUCGGUUAUACCACUUGGAUUUAUUGAUAUACAUUUUUACAUGUUAAGAGGCAUGAUAUUUGUUUUUCUUAUCCUUGCUAUUUCAUUAUUACCAUUUUUAAUUAUACCGAGUUAUUGUAUUUUUAAAAUGAUACAAACAACUGGAUUUUUGGGAUCUCGAAUUUUACGGAGUAUUAGACCAACAGAUUGGUAUCCUGAAGAUCCCGAUGAUAGACGAAGGUAUGAGGAGCAAUUUAAUGAGACGGAAAUUUCACAUAAUCUUACCACAGAUAAUGUUGAAUUAAAUUAAAUUUUUUGUUUUCUAUUAAAAAAUAAAGUCUUCCUCAAAUCUCUCUAGAA